Molecule: messenger RNA, 687 nt
Organism: Erpetoichthys calabaricus (reedfish)
Lineage: Eukaryota; Metazoa; Chordata; Cladistia; Polypteriformes; Polypteridae
Gene: nxnl1
Product: nucleoredoxin like 1
Exons: 2
Coding region: 67-687 (206 amino acids)
Biological process (GO): photoreceptor cell maintenance
Cellular component (GO): mitochondrion
Source: RefSeq, a predicted model, not a curated record
UGUCACGGUCUCCGGAGUCCCCGCGCCGGCUGGCCUGCCUCAGGUAGCCCACCCCACCGGGCCGCCAUGGCGGAGCUCUUCCACGGCAAGGUGCUGAUCCGCAACAACAAGGACCGCGACGAGGUGGACACGGAGCGCGAGCUGAGCCUGCAGCUGCAGAACAAGGUGCUGCUGCUGUUCUUCGGGGCCGCCGACUGCCCCCGGUGCCAGGCCUUCGCCCCCAAACUCAAGGACUUCUUCGUGCGCCUGACGGACGAGUUCUACGUGGAGCGCGCGUCGCAGCUCGUGCUCGUGUACGUGUCGCGGGACCCGACGGAGGACAAGCAGGACAAGUUCCUGAGGGACAUGCCGAAGCGCUGGCUGGCGCUGCCCUUUGAGGACCACUUCAAGAGAGACCUGGAGGACAUGUUCAAGGUCAGCGAGACUCCGACGGUGGUGGUCCUGAGGCCCGAUGGCUCGGUCAUCUCCCCAAAUGCAGUGGAUGAGAUCUGCGACCUCGGCGUCGCCUGCUUCAAGAACUGGCAGGAGGCGGCCGACCUGAUUGACCGCAGCUUCAUGCUGGCAGAGGACUUCGACGAGCUGCCCAUGCGCAGCGCCACCGAGCCCCUCCGCCGGCUGAGGUACAAGGUGGACAAGAAGAAGAGCAAGGUGGAGGACGAGGAGGAAGAUGGCGGUGUGUGGGGCUAA